AUGGUUCUCAUACCAGUUCUAAUAAUCAACGUCGUCAGCAUACCGCUUUUCCUCGGACUUGUUGUGGCUUACUUCAUUUCAGCAAGGAAGUUGUCGAACAGAGUACAUGCAGUUGAAGAAAACACUAUGGCCACCAUGGACUCAAUUCUUGCCAUGUCUGUCCCAGUGCAGCUGACCAAGGAGAUCAACGCUUGUGCUCUCGAACAUGCAAGGAACAUGAAGUAG
This is a messenger RNA of Necator americanus (New World hookworm), 225 nucleotides long. RefSeq lists its product as uncharacterized. The transcript has a single exon. The record is from RefSeq and is a predicted model, not a curated record. NCBI's taxonomy places the organism in Eukaryota, Metazoa, Nematoda, Chromadorea, Rhabditida, Ancylostomatidae. The coding region runs from base 1 to 225 and encodes 74 amino acids.